AUGAUUAAUGCGAAAUUCUCUCAUUCUACGAACUAUGAAGCAUCUUCUUUCUAGAAGAAAUUGAAUCUCAAAAAAACUAUCUAGAUUUAACAAAAAGAACCAAAUAAAAACUAAAUGGAUGUUUGCAAAUGCAAUUAAUGUUAACUUUUUUCAAAGCUCAGUAUGCGUUCUAAACUCCAAAAGUUGGCUUAAACAAAUAACUAAGAUUAUAGCAUAAUUUAAUAACCAUCUUUAGAAAAUUCUUAGAUUGUUGGUUCUUUGCUCGUAUUUUUAAAUAACAUUGAUUCUUCUGAAAAAAAAAAACAAAACAAACUAUUUCUGCUUAAAUAAUUAGUAAAAACUUCUCUUUCAUCAAAAUAAACAAAUAAAUAAUAGAAUAAUAUAUGUUGA
Molecule: messenger RNA, 390 nt
Organism: Tetrahymena thermophila SB210
Lineage: Eukaryota; Ciliophora; Oligohymenophorea; Hymenostomatida; Tetrahymenidae
Exons: 1
Source: RefSeq, a predicted model, not a curated record